Molecule: messenger RNA, 4593 nt
Organism: Exophiala mesophila
Lineage: Eukaryota; Fungi; Ascomycota; Eurotiomycetes; Chaetothyriales; Herpotrichiellaceae
Exons: 3
Coding region: 142-4482 (1446 amino acids)
Biological process (GO): endocytosis; endosomal transport; actin cortical patch assembly
Cellular component (GO): plasma membrane; cytoplasm; mating projection tip
Molecular function (GO): calcium ion binding; actin binding
Source: RefSeq, a predicted model, not a curated record
CCAGCCCAGCCAAUUUGGAUGACUACUACUCAGGAACCGCAUCUCUGUAUCUCUGGUUCAACUUGGCUUUUGUCUCACCCAUUUCUUUGAACUUGCGCCCUUUUUAUCUGCAUCGUCUUGCGUUUGUGUUCUUCAAGCACCAUGUAUUCCUCGUCCAAUUCUUUUCUGGGCGGCUCCAACAGUGCUCGCCCUCCUGUUGGUGGCUUCGGACAACAACAGUCGCAGUUUGGCUCCUUUAACCAAGCUCCCCAGCAACAGCCCUCGCCGUUCGCACCUCAACCCACCGGAUUCCCCGGUCAAAUGCAACCUCAGCAGACUGGGUUUCCUGGCUAUGCACCUCAGCAGCAGGGUUUCCAACAGCCACAGUUUACCGGCUAUCCUCCUCAAAACCAACCCCAACAACCUCCAUUUUCCCAGACACAGCAGCCUCAAUCCUUCCAACAACAGCAGUCUUAUCAACAAGGGCCUCAGAGUUCCCAGCAGCCCUCACAACCGGCCUCACAGCCACCUCCACCCGCUCCCCUCCGCCCUCAGCAGACCUCUGCCCAGAUCGCCCAGUCCUUCGCAAGCGCCCCGGCUGCCAGUCCUUCCACAAGCACAGGCCCAAGCAAGAGCUCAGGGAAGAUUCCAAACAUACGCCUUUCGUUUAUCACAGCGACCGAUCAGGCCAAGUUUGAACAGCUAUUCAAGUCGGCGGUUGGCGAUGAACAGGCCUUAUCCGGAGACAAGGCACGCGAUCUCCUGUUGCGAUCUAAACUUCCUGGCAGUGCAUUGUCACAAAUAUGGAUUCUGUCAGACACUACCAAGUCUGGACAGCUUCUCUUCCCAGAGUUUGCAUUGGCCAUGUAUCUAUGCAACCUGAGUCUCACGGGAAAGUCACUACCGUCAGAGCUGCCGGAGAAGAUAAAGAACGAGGUGUCCAGUAUCGUCGACAUUAUUUCAUUCAAUGUUGCUGAUGAUACUCCCAACCCACCACAGCGUACGAAUGUCCCAAGUUUCGAUGCUCCUCUGAGGCAGAAUGCCAUGUCUCCACCGGCACCACAAGCACCGCAGCCUCAACAAGCAUCGAAUCAGCAGCUCUUAUCCCAGCUGACCGCACAACCCACCGGAUUUUUCAACCAAGCCACUGGUUUCCAGCCUGGAGGGCAGCAACAACCUCAAGGUUAUCCGGGCUCACAGAACCUGCAGACUCAGCCUACCGGGUUCGGGCAACAGCCCACCGGCUACACGGGUCCGCGCCCGCCCAUGCCUCCCAUGCCUCCCAUGCCCACCGGCUAUGGCAACAAUCAAUCGCCUCAACAGACUGGUCCAUCGGCACUCCAGACACAACCAACGGGUAUCCCAGGUCAAUGGGGGUUCGUCAAUGCUCCAGCUGGCAGCUUGCAGAACAUCCAAGCAUUACAGCAGCGGCUCAUGCCUCAACAGGGACGAGAGGGUGGCUUCACCACGCAAGGCAUCUCUGGAAAUGCUAAAGUCCCAUGGGCAGUCACCAAGGAUGAGAAGAGGAUGUACGACCAGCUCUUCAAGGCCUGGGAUGGGCUAGGGAAAGGGUUCAUCACUGGCGAUGUCGCCAUCGAGAUCAUGGGACAAAGUGGAUUGGAUCGGCCAGAUCUCGAGGCCAUCUGGACUCUCUCUGAUCCAAACAACAAGGGACGCCUGAACCUGGAUGAGUUUUCCGUCGCCAUGCAUUUGAUCUACCGCAAAUUGAAUGGUUAUCCUAUUCCAGCACGUCUACCUCCCGAACUCAUUCCUCCAUCUACCAGAAACUUUAACAGCUCCAUCGAUACUGUGAAGUCCUUACUCUCUCAAGAUGCAGAAACUAGGAAAUCCUCCGGCGCUUUUCUACAGCCUCAACGAACGGGAGUCAGCUAUCUCAAAGACCAUUCGUUCCGUGGCGGCAGCAACUCGCCAAGUUUUGGCCGCAAAGAUGCCACCGUUUUCCGCAACAAUGAUGACGAUGUUGGCUAUCGUUCGAGUGCUCGCCGGCGAAUCGGCGCUGAUGGAAGGACACCUUCUCCCGCUCCUUCUUCCGAAGUAUCUGAUACUUCCUACGACGACCUGUCGCCGGACCAGAUCAGAAAGAAGAUUCGUGAAAAGAAGAUUCUUCUAGACGCGACCGACUUUCAGGACGAAAGAUCGGCCGACGAUGAAGAUGUUCUCGACCGACGGGACCGAAGGGAAGCCGAGGACCUCUUCCGGCAAAUUCGCCGGAUCCAGGAUGACAUUGACACUCAUCCCAACGCAGGAUUUGGUGGUUCUGAUACCGGUGCGGAGCGCAGAUCGAUGCGGAGAGAGUUGCAGCGAUAUCAAGAUAAAUUGCCCGCACUUGCAUCGGAUGUCCGCCGUAUCGAGAAAAGCAUCUCAGAAGCCAAAUUACAACUGUUCCGUCUCAAGGAUGCAAAAGCACAUCCCAAUGGCGCGGCAAAUAUUAUUGGCACUGGACCAGGGGGUUCCAUCACCGAGGCAGACCGCAUCAAAGCUCGAGCUCGUGCUAGGAUGCAAGCUCGGGCUGCUGAACUGGCCGGUAGACCCGCCCCAGCCGCUGACGAUGAGGCAGGUGCGCAGAGGCGGUUCGAGCAGGAGAACUCAAAAGUCAAAUCCGAGCAGGAACGCAAUGAAAGCAUGACCAGAGAUGUCGAGGAUAGUGUCCAAGAUUUUGUCUCGACCUUGGAAGACGGUCUCCGGGAGCAGGGCGGCAGCGAUACCCAAGAGCAUGAGAGACGACGGUGGGAAGAAGCAUUGGGAGUCGAAGACGAAAUCAAGGAGCUCAUCUUUGAUCUUCAACGAAGCAGCAGAACUGCCAAAGUUCGCAAGGAAGAGUCAUCCCGCCCUACCCAAAGGUCUACUCCCGAAACCUCAAGACAGGAAACCAGAUCUAGUAACGGUGAUCUCCCGUCUCGGCCUGCCCCGGUCUCGACCACUUCGUCCUCGUCAUUCGGCCAGUCCCAACAAGAUCGUAUUGCUUCUGCAAAGGAAAAGGCUCUCAAGCGCAUCCAGGACAGAAUGGCCGCUGCUGGUAUCAAGCCUGCUGGUGACUCUGGCGAAAGCUUAGCACAGAAACAAGAGCGAGAGAAGCAGGAACGAGCCGAGCGCGUUCGCAAAGCCGAGGAAGAGGAUGCAAAACGGGAGCAAGAACGCCAGCAGCGACUUGCCAAUGAAGGAGUUGCACCACCUAGUCCAAAAGCAAGCAAGAGACCACCUCCCCCGCCUCAAAGAAAAGGUAGACAGGAUAGCAAUGAUUUGUCUGAUCGCAAGGCAGCAGAGGCGGCGGCACGCGCCAAAGCCGAGGAAGAGGCAGCUGCCGAAAUACGGGCAGAGCAGGAAGCUCAACAAACUGAGCGGAAACGGCUUGAAUCCCAGGCAAAAUCUCAGGAAAACGACCUUGAGAAAGAGCGCGAAGCUGCACAAGCCCGCCUCCGAGCCCUCGAGGAACAAGUCAAGGCCGGCAAGAUUAAGAAGCAGGAGGAGAAGGCCCGUAAGAAGGCAGCAGAGAAGGAAGCGAAGGAGAAGGAGGCCAAGCUUGCCGCCCAGCGAGCCGAGUUAGAGGCUGCUCGAGAACGAGAGCGUCAGCUUCAGCUUCAGCUUGAAAGCCUGGGCGAUGAUUCCUCAUCGGAUGAUGAGGAGCUCACUCCUCAAGAGAGCACACCAGCGACAAGCCAAGUGCUUCCAACGGGCGUUUCUUCUCCGCCUCCUACGACAUUGUCCAUGCCAACUACAGAAAGCAGCGCCCAUGACGCCACACCGGUCUCGAGCCCCCCUGCAGAGGAAUCACGCAAUCCAUACUUCAAGAAGCUUUCGCAUUCUUCUGACAGCGGCAGACCAACAUUCUCACCACCUCCCGUCCCUCAAGCACAGCCAUUCUCGCCCCCAGCGCCUCCUGCGGCAGACUUGCAUUCCACCAACCCAUUCCAUCGGAUCGCACAGCAAGAAGCAGCCAAACCUCUAACGGCUAGCUUCACUGGAACACAGUCACGCCGCCGACCUGAAGAGGACUCAUGGUCUGCAGCAGGUUCCGAGAAGGAUGAUGCCUCUAGUGAUGAGGAAGACGAGCCCCCAGCGGGAGGAUCUGCCAAACAAUUGGCCUCCAUUUUAUUUGGCACAAUGGCACCUCCGCGACCAAUGUCUGCCAUGGACAGCAAGCCAGCUACUCCAGUACAGGACUCGCAAAACAAUGCUAGUGCGUUCGAGUCUGCAGCACCACCGCCACCGGCGCCACCACCACCAGUUCCAUCCAGCGGUGCCCCUACUGCACCUCCUCCACCACCUCCUCCGCCUCCUUCUGGAGCACCAUCUGCACCACCCCCGCCACCGCCAUUCCCCGAUUCUGGACCUCCUCCCCCUCCACCGAUGCCUACUGCGGCCCCUGCUGGUCCCCCUAGCAUGGGAGCUUUGUUGGGACAAAUCCAGGCAGGCAAAGGAUUGCGCAAGACGGAAACAAAGGACCGGAGCGCCUCGGCGACGGCUGGCAGGGUGUUGAACUAGGCUGGUACAUUUGGAGGCUAUAAGCAUGAGGGCGGAACUAGUGUCGGGUUCGUAAUCUGCGACAUAGUCCAACAUAAUUCAAUUACUAUUUCCUUGGUCCAUAAUUUGAGC